Molecule: messenger RNA, 5733 nt
Organism: Psammomys obesus (fat sand rat)
Lineage: Eukaryota; Metazoa; Chordata; Mammalia; Rodentia; Muridae
Gene: Ddx46
Product: DEAD-box helicase 46
Exons: 23
Coding region: 162-3257 (1031 amino acids)
Biological process (GO): mRNA splicing, via spliceosome
Cellular component (GO): nucleus
Molecular function (GO): RNA helicase activity; ATP binding; nucleic acid binding
Source: RefSeq, a predicted model, not a curated record
UUCGUUGGCCGCGCUCUGAUGGCGGUCAGUGCCGGAGCUUUGGGCGCUCUGUAGGCUCGGUCCUCGCUCGGCACCGUGAGGGCUGGGUGCCUCCCUCCUUUGUCCUCCUCACAGGCCUGCGCGUCGUUCCGAAGGGCGCAGGCCUUCCGGUGGCCGGCAGCAUGGGCCGGGAGUCUCGCCACUACCGCAAGCGCUCAGCAUCUCGAGGACGCUCAGGAAGUCGCUCUCGGAGUCGCUCACCCUCUGACAAAAGAAGCAAACGUGGGGAUGACAGACGUUCUAGGAGUCGAGACAGAGACAGAAGGAGAGAGAGGUCUCGGAGUAGGGACAAAAGAAGAUCUCGGUCAAGGGACAGGAAACGCCUGAGGCGUUCCAGAAGUAGAGAGCGAGACAGAAGCCGAGAGCGAAGAAGAUCUCGGAGCCGAGAUAGGAGGCGCUCAAGGAGUCGAAGCCGGGGCCGGAGAUCCAGGUCCUCUAGUCCUGGCAGCAAAAGCAAAAAGGCCGAGAAUAGGUCUAGAUCCAAAGAGAAAGCAGAAGGUGGGGACAGUUCUAAAGAGAAGAAAAAAGACAAAGAUGACAAGGAAGAUGAGAAAGAGAAGGAUGCCGGGAACUUUGACCAGAAUAAGCUGGAGGAAGAAAUGAGAAAACGAAAAGAAAGAGUAGAAAAAUGGCGAGAAGAACAGCGUAAAAAGGCCAUGGAAAACAUAGGAGAACUGAAAAAGGAAAUUGAAGAAAUGAAACAAGGGAAAAAGUGGAGUUUAGAAGAUGAUGAUGAUGACGAAGAUGAUCCUGCCGAAGCUGAGAAGGAGGGAAAUGAGAUGGAGGGCGAGGAGCUAGAUCCAUUAGAUGCCUACAUGGAGGAAGUGAAAGAAGAAGUGAAGAAGUUUAACAUGAGGAGUGUGAAGGGUGGUGCCGGGAAUGAGAAGAAGUCUGGGCCAACAGUCACAAAAGUUGUUACUGUGGUGACAACCAAAAAAGCAGUAGUAGAUUCUGACAAGAAAAAGGGAGAGCUGAUGGAAAACGACCAGGAUGCCAUGGAGUACUCUUCAGAGGAGGAGGAAGUUGACCUUCAGACAGCCCUCACAGGAUACCAGACAAAGCAGAGGAAGCUUCUAGAACCAGUUGAUCAUGGGAAAAUUGAAUAUGAGCCGUUCAGAAAAAAUUUUUAUGUUGAAGUUCCAGAACUAGCAAAAAUGACUCAAGAGGAGGUCAAUGUGUUUCGCUUGGAAAUGGAGGGCAUCACAGUAAAAGGAAAAGGCUGUCCCAAGCCGAUUAAAUCAUGGGUACAGUGUGGAAUUUCCAUGAAGAUACUAAAUUCCCUCAAAAAGCAUGGCUAUGAAAAACCCACACCAAUCCAAAGUCAAGCAAUUCCAGCUAUCAUGUCUGGACGAGACUUGAUUGGCAUUGCCAAGACAGGAAGUGGAAAAACCAUUGCCUUUCUUUUGCCCAUGUUUAGACACAUCAUGGAUCAGAGGUCAUUAGAAGAAGGAGAGGGGCCAAUAGCUGUCAUCAUGACUCCAACUCGAGAGCUGGCUUUACAGAUCACUAAAGAAUGUAAGAAGUUUUCGAAGACCUUGGGACUCAGAGUGGUCUGUGUGUAUGGAGGGACAGGAAUCAGCGAGCAGAUUGCUGAGCUGAAAAGAGGUGCUGAAAUUAUUGUUUGCACACCUGGUCGAAUGAUUGACAUGUUAGCAGCUAACAGUGGUCGUGUCACAAAUCUCCGAAGAGUGACAUAUGUUGUUUUAGAUGAAGCCGACAGAAUGUUUGACAUGGGUUUUGAACCACAGGUCAUGCGCAUUGUGGAUAACGUUCGACCUGACCGACAGACAGUUAUGUUCUCUGCUACUUUCCCUCGAGCUAUGGAGGCCUUGGCCCGCAGGAUCCUCAGCAAGCCCAUUGAAGUCCAGGUCGGAGGCAGGAGUGUGGUCUGCUCGGACGUGGAGCAGCAGGUGAUUGUGAUUGAAGAAGAAAAGAAAUUCUUGAAAUUACUGGAGCUUUUAGGCCACUAUCAGGAGUCAGGAUCUGUCAUCAUAUUUGUGGAUAAGCAGGAACAUGCUGAUGGUCUCCUGAAGGACUUGAUGAGAGCAUCUUACCCUUGCAUGUCUCUUCAUGGAGGUAUUGAUCAGUAUGACAGGGACAGCAUCAUAAAUGACUUUAAGAAUGGAACCUGCAAACUUCUUGUGGCCACAUCUGUUGCCGCUCGUGGUCUAGAUGUGAAACAUCUCAUUCUUGUAGUAAAUUACAGCUGUCCCAACCAUUAUGAAGAUUAUGUGCACAGAGCUGGGCGUACUGGAAGAGCAGGCAACAAGGGUUAUGCCUAUACUUUCAUCACAGAAGAUCAAGCUCGGUAUGCCGGUGACAUAAUUAAAGCUCUUGAAUUGUCAGGGACUGCAGUGCCUCCUGACCUAGAAAAACUCUGGAGUGACUUCAAAGAUCAACAGAAAGCGGAAGGAAAAAUAAUUAAAAAGAGUAGUGGCUUCUCUGGCAAGGGAUUCAAGUUCGAUGAAACAGAACAGGCUUUAGCCAACGAGAGGAAAAAAUUGCAGAAAGCUGCUCUUGGCCUGCAAGAUUCUGAUGAUGAGGAUGCUGCAGUUGAUAUUGAUGAACAAAUUGAAAGCAUGUUUAAUUCAAAGAAGAGAGUAAAGGACAUGGCUGCGCCGGGCACAUCCAGUGUGCCUGCUCCCACUGCGGGCAAUGCUGAGAAGCUGGAGAUCGCCAAGAGACUGGCUCUUAGGAUCAAUGCUCAGAAGAACCUGGGCAUCGAGUCUCAGGAUGUGAUGCAGCAGGCCACCAAUGCCAUCCUCAGAGGCGGCACCAUUCUGGCUCCUACGGUGUCUGCAAAAACCAUUGCGGAACAGCUUGCUGAGAAGAUCAAUGCCAAGCUCAAUUACGUGCCUUUGGAGAAGCAGGAAGAGGAGAGACAGGAGGGUGGGCAGAGUGAAUCUUUCAAGAGAUACGAGGAAGAGUUAGAAAUUAAUGACUUCCCACAGACGGCGAGGUGGAAGGUCACCUCUAAGGAAGCCUUGCAGAGGAUCAGUGAGUACUCUGAAGCCGCCAUUACCAUCAGAGGGACUUACUUCCCUCCUGGCAAAGAACCCAAAGAAGGAGAGCGGAAAAUCUACUUGGCCAUUGAAAGUGCCAAUGAACUGGCUGUGCAGAAGGCGAAGGCGGAGAUCACCAGGCUCAUAAAAGAAGAGCUGAUCCGACUGCAAAAUUCAUACCAACCAACAAAUAAGGGACGAUACAAAGUAUUAUAAACAUCGGAGUCACUUUGUACCUGUGCUGGUCUGUGAAGUUUACAAUGUAUUGUAAAGUAAGACUGUUAAAAUUCUGUCUUGCUUAUUUUUUAAAUACAAGAAUCCAGUGUGUGUUAAAGAAGCCUUCAGUCAGUAAGUACUACCCCACACUCAUCCAGACUCCAUUUAGAUCAGACCUGUUUUCAGGGUGUAAUGAUCUAUAAUGUAAACCUUGGGUACCAACACCUUCAGUAUCUGGAAACGUUGGGAUUUUGUACUGAAUGUAGAAUAAAGUAUGCCAGCCACUACGGGGCCACUGACCUAUCCUCCUUCAAUGACAUUGUGAUGGGAUGGUCCCCUAAGGAAAGCUAGCAGUUCUUGUCAUAUUUUGCUGCCACCUCUUGAGUUCAAAUCUUACUGGACUGAAUGGAACAUAUGAACUGGAAGACUGUUAUAAUAGAAGUUUACAAAAUAGGUUCAGAGUUUUUAUUGUAAUUUUUUCAUCAGAAAUGGGUAGUAGUUGGCUUGCAUUGGUUUUCUACAAUUAAAGAUAAAUAGCAUAAUGGGACUUUUGCAUUUCUUUCUUUUUAUUUCCUACUUUUGAGAGAGAGACCCUGUGGAGCUCGGGCUGGCUUUGAACUUGUGAUGAUCCCGCACCUGCCUUCCUAUUGUUUGCUUUUACUACACUCAGGCCUCCACUUCUGUCCGCUGCAUCAUAGUGGACAGAAUAGUGUUACUAUUUCAGGUUUUCAAUGAUCCUCGGCCUUUGCCUAAGUACAGACUCAUCUAUUGACUUACAUUGGAGAAAGUGAUUGUGGCCAAUCCAUACUAUAUACGAUUCCUUUACCUCAGAAGUGCUUCUUUCAACAUCUAUAUUACACUACAUACAAAUACUUUAAUACUUUAAAUCUAAUUUUCCUUCAGGACGAUUGAGUGGGGUGUGAAUUUCCCCCCUCUUAAAACAAGGCAUGGUAAUGCAUGCCUGUAAUCCUAGCACCCACUAGGCAGGGCAGAAAGAUCAUGAAUUUGAUGCAGCCUUACAUAAUAAAGCCUCAUGUCAGAAAACAAAGCAAGCAAGGCUGGAGGUAUAGGUCGGUAACACACUUGCUUAAGUGUGUCCAAGGUUGACACCAGAAAAAAAAAACAAAACAUUUUUGUUAACUACUGCUUCUUGGGCAGAUGAUAACUCAGUGGUAAGGAUCUUGCUGCCAAGCCUGCUCACCGGAGCUCGGUCCCUGCUAUGGGUCAACAUAGCAGAACAUGCACGUUGUUCUCUGACAUGCGCUAAAUGUACGCACGCACAUACGCAUGUAAGUGGAUGUAGUAAACAAAUAAAUUACAUCAAAUAAUGGUAUUUAAGUUUCAAGCUACAGCAUCUCUUAGUAAAAUUUAGUGCACAAAGAACCAAGAAUUGUACUUUAGGACCUUUGGAGUGUAAUUGUGAAUGACUAUAAUUGGAUUACCUAAAAUUACUUUCAAGACUCCUGAUAUAUGAAAACUUCAUAUUAUUGUAAAAAAGCUUUAUCAGAUAUUAAAUAAACAUUCCUUAAAUUUUAGGAGACAGAAAAGUUCUUUAUUCUUGACUUGAAUCAGGUGUGAUGGCGCACACCUGUAAGCCCAGCUUUCGAGAGGCAGAGGUUGGAUGGUUCCUGAGUUCAAGACCAGCCUGUUCUACAUUGUGAGUUUCAGGCCAGCCAGAACUACACAGUGAGACCCUGUCUUAUAAAAAAAGAACAAACAUAUAUGUAUACAUUCUUGAUUUAGAGGUUGUUUUUAAGACAAGAGUAUACUGUAGUUCUUAAAAGAAGUACUUUUGAGGCUAGAGAGGGGAUCCAGUGUUUAAGAGCACCUGCUCCUCUUGCAGAGGUCCCAGGUUCAGUUCCCAGCACCCACAUGGCAGCUGACAGUUGUCUGUAGUUACAGUGACUAAAUCUAAAGAACAAUCCAAAAAGUUAACACAGUUAAUAGCCGUUGACAGACAAGCAUCCUGUUUGUUAAGUGUGAGGUUAUUUGUACUGGAAAAGUAAAAUGUAAUUGGUAAAUAUUUUUAGACCUUUACAUACCCAGUUACUUCACUCCAAGAAAAUAGAGGAGAUAUCUGUGACAACAAAAUGAAACAAAACUUUACCCUAGAAUCCAGUCGUGAGCACUUCUUCCUGCCUUGGUUUAUUUAUUUGCUUCUCUUUGUCACCCAGGUGUAGUUUGUUACUUUGCAGGGUCUGUGGCAGCCACACUGGUGCAAUGGUGCUCCCUGAAACUCACUGGGCCCCUUUUGAGAUUCACAAGUUAAUCAUUUCGCAUUUUCUGUUUGUGUAUCUAGUUGUGAUAAAACAUUGAUAGUAUUUUGUUCUAAGAUGAAAUUGCUCAGUACAUUUUUUAGUGUCGAUACUGACUGAUUUUUAAAGUUUGAAUGAUGUACAGAUUUUGAUUUGUUUUUUAAUGCAAUAUUGUUUGUGCUCUUCAAAUUCCUUACAGAAUAAAGUUAAUUCAGUCUGCA